AUGGACAGCAGAGGCUUGGAGUAUACGACGUGGGAAGAAAUAGACAGGUGGGCGGCCGACCCAGAGAGAGUGCCUGAGCCCGCCUGGGAUUCGCUGGAGCAGUGCGAAGAGGGCUAUAGGAGAAUGGGAUCGAAAAGAAAGACACGGCGGCGCAGAGCGAAACCCGAAAGUCACCCCCAAAUAUUUAUUGGGGGAGGGCUCAGGGAGAGAGUAGCAGAGUCAGGAGUCAGACCUGAGCCUACUCUCCCUGUUAAUCGUGAGGAGCAGCGAUAUAAGGACUUCUGGUCUUGGGAGAUGAUAUUAGACGGAAGAGGACCCUGGGCUCAGCCUGGAGAAUAUCGCCGUCCCAAGGAAGAACUAGAGGCGGCUAAAGCGGAGAGGCGCUGUGGAGAGUCCAGAAUCCCUUCCCAGUGGAGGAGUGGGGAGUCCAGAAUCCCUUCCCAGUGGAGGAGUGGGGAGUCCAGAAUCCCUUCCCAGUGGAGGAGUGGGGAGUCCAGAAUCCCUUCCCAGUGGAGGAGUGGGGAGUCCAGAAUCCCUUCCCAGUGGAGGAGUGGGAGUCCAGAAUCCCUUCCCAGUGGAGGAGUGGGGAGUCCAGAAUCCCUUCCCAGUGGAGGAGUGGGGAGUCCAGAAUCCCUUCCCAGUGGAGGAGUGGGGAGUCCAGAAUCCCUUCCCAGUGGAGGAGUGGGGAGUCCAGAAUCCCUUACCAGUGGAGGAGUGGGGAGUCCAGAAUCCCUUCCCAGUGGAGGAGUGGGGAGUCCAGAAACCCUUCCCAGUGGAGGAGUGGGGAGUCCAGAAACCCUUCUCAGUGGAGGAGUGGGGAGUCCAGAAACCCUUCUCAGUGGAGGAGUGGGGAGUCCAGAAACCCUUCUCAGUGGAGGAGUGGGGAGUCCAGAAACCCUUCCCAGUGGAGGAGUGGGGAGUCCAGAAACCCUUCUCAGUGGAGAAGUCAAGCUUCGGGUUGUCAGGUCAGCUAGGUAUGAUGUUGAAGACACGGAUGAGUACUACUGCGAGUACGACUCGACAUGGGAGGAUCCUCCAAACAAAGAAACCAGUCGUCAAAAGUCCCAACAUGAGCGGGUACACCAGUACACCGGUUGGUCGCAACAAUCACACAGGUUGAACAGAUUCAAAAGUGCAGCAAAGGAUAUGCAGAAGUACAGGCAUGAUUAUCCAGAGCAUAGAUCAAACUUGUUCUUCGGCUGGCAACAACAAGAAGAUAUGCCUAAUUUACAGUUCUACCGUGAACAAAUACCCUCCUCCCCUGAUGGUGUCUUCAUUGAGGACUUUCACAAGAAAUGGAACAGGCAAUAUUUAAAACUGGAAAGAGUUCACUCAUACAUCCAAUGGUUGUUCCCUCUUCAAGAACCAGGAAUGAAUAAUCAAGCCAAGGAACUCACCAAAAAGGAAAUUGAGGCUUUCCUUCAAGAUGAAACUGCGAAGAAGAGGCUGGUCAAGUCGUACAAGCUCAUGCUGGACUUCUACGGCAUCCAGCUGUCAAAUGACUCAACAGGGGAAGUGCGACGCGCUAAUAACUGGCGUGACAGAUUUGACAACCUGGACAGACAUACACACAACAACCUGCGCAUCACCCGCAUCCUGAAGUGCCUGGGCACUCUGGGGUUCACCCACUACCAGGCCCCACUCGUCCACUUCUUCCUGGAGGAAACUCUUGUCAAAGGCAACCUGUACAAUGUGAAGGAGAGCGUGCUCAACUACUUCAUCUUUGCUGUCAUUGAUAAGCAACAACGCAGGGAAUUAGUUAAGUAUGCCUACAAGCACUAUGAGCCCAAACAUGAGUUUGUGUGGUGCCCUAAGAAGAUCCAGAUGAUUUUCUCAAAUGGAGAAGAAUUAUCAGAUAGUAGGCAAACCAAACAAUGGCAGGCCAUUACCAGCAUGGUAACUACUUAGAUGACAGAGAUGUCAGUGACAACCUGUCCAUUCCUCGCAAUGCUAUGGUUAGCACAGCUGAUUCCAUUCAGCACCCUCUUCCAAGAUUGGUUUCCCCAAAAAAUUAUGAUUUGGCCCCUGAGCGUGCAUCAAUUAGGCAUUAUGAAGAUGUUCCAAAGUAUGUAACUACUCACUCUACAGGGCACUCACAUACUGCCCAAGGUAAUGUAAAGACUCGGUCCUCCACCAAAGAUGUUUUAAAUAACCAGGGAAAUGACAAAAUAGAGAGUGCACCCACUAAACAUUCAGAAGCCAAGAACAAUUCAGUGAAAGAGCCACUUAAUAAAGAGGUUUCACAGAGUCAGUUAAAGAUCGAAUGCUCAGCAAUUGAGCAAUCUACUCAAGAGGUAUCCCAGAGCCCGGAUAAGACCACUGAGGGUCCAGCCAUAGACCCAAGUCCUAAAGACCCAUCCCAGAGCCAGGUUCAGACCACUGAGGGUCCAACCAUAGAGCUAUCUCCUCAUAAGGUACCCCAGAGCAAGGUUAAUAAAGCCAGAACCAGAGAUGCCCCAAAGAGCUGCCGCGCCAAAAAGCCUAGAAUUGGGGAAAUUACCAAAACAGUUUCGGGGGGAGCACCAGUAAAACACCAAAUAAGAAUCCUCCUUCUACCAGAGAAAAGCAAUAGUAUCUGUACAUUAAACAGGUGCGAUAUAAGAUGUGUAUUCUCCCAAAUAGGUAGAUUGUGAAGCAACCAGAAACCAGAGGGCAUAAAAGCAAAUGGGAAGGGGAAGAUUUUGAUAUUUUAAUAAAGUAUAAUGAAAUUAUAAUUGACUGUUAUGUAUACUUAGUAUCAGUGAUGUAUAGUACUUAAGUAAACAAACUUUAAAGUAAUACUUAAGUCGUUUUUUGGAGUAUCUGUACUUUAUUUUACAAUUUAUAUUUUUACUCCACUACAUUUUUACUCCACUACAUUCCUAAAGAAAAUAAUGUACUUUUUACUCCAUAUAUUUUCUAUGACACCCAAAAAGACUCGUUACAUUUGGAAUGCUUAGCCGGACAGGAAAAUGGUCCAAUUCACACACUUAUCAAGAGAACAUCCCUGGUCAUCCCCUACUGCCUCUGACUCACUAAACACACAUGCUUCGUUUGUGAAUUAUGUUUGAGUGUUGGAGUGUGCACCUGGCUAUCCGUAAAUAAAAACAGAAAAACAUGUAAUGGUUCUGUCUGGUUUGCUUAAUAUAAGGAAUUUGAAAGUAUUUGUUAUAUAUUUUUGCAAUUACAUUUACUUCUGAUACUUGAGUAUAUUUAAAACCAAAUACUUUAAUAAUUUUACUCAAGUAGUAUUUUACUGAUUUGACUUUCACUUUUACUUGAGUCAUUUUCUAUUAAGAUAUCUUUACCUUUACUCAAGUAUGACAAUUAGGUACUAUAUAAACCACUGUUUAGUGUAGGUAUAAAUAGCAUAACCAUUUAACAGUUUAUAAAAAACGACAGCUAAUUUGUUAUAUAGUGUUGGAUCCUGUGUUUUACAUUAUAGCCAUUACCAUAUAUAUGAUUGAAUAUUAUCUGCUGUUGGCUUGUGUGGAUGUAUGUAUGUGUUAUGCAACAUAGCUGACUUGAAACAUUGUUAAAAGCUUCAGGGCCAUGGGCCUUUCUCAUGAUGGAAAAAUACAGAAGACGCAAUGAGUUGGGGGGGACACAUUCAGAGGGUGGGGUUGCAGAACAAGCGGUCUUUUGUUAGAUAACAGGAGCCAGGUGCGAGAUAACGGUAUGGAGCAUGAGCGCAUGGAUGUUCUUCACAGCAACAGUUACAUCUAUCAACAGAAGCGCCAAGAGGCGGGGACCCGCCUGCAAUAGGCUGAGCAAGUUUAAACCACGCCCAGCCUCUACUGUGAUAGGCCAACAGACGGGUUGGAACUGUCUAUCACAGUAUAAAGAAUACUGUUUACAUACAUCUUGUCAGUUCUCUGUUCUGCCCUGCGUGGUAUUACAGUGAGUCCGUAUAUACGAAAGUUGCAUUUGCCAUUUAUUACUUAGCUAAUAAAAAAUACAUAGUAUACAA
Messenger RNA from Oncorhynchus nerka (sockeye salmon), 3949 nucleotides. RefSeq lists its product as uncharacterized. The transcript is spliced from 10 exons. The record is from RefSeq and is a predicted model, not a curated record. Gene Ontology annotation, cellular component: membrane. NCBI's taxonomy places the organism in Eukaryota, Metazoa, Chordata, Actinopteri, Salmoniformes, Salmonidae. The coding region runs from base 1 to 1908 and encodes 635 amino acids. Gene Ontology annotation, molecular function: opioid growth factor receptor activity.